AUGAAGAAGCACAUUGACUCCCUGGCUCACAAUGAAUUCCGGUCGCUGCUGUACUACACCACUUCAGAACAAGUAUUCGAGGAGAGAUGGAGGGCAUUCGUCGAGAAGCACCAGACGGAAUUAACCAAAGAAUGGAUGAAGAGGAUGUAUAGGAGGAAGAAGUUGUGGUCAGCCGCGUAUCUAGCGAAUGGAUAUUUCCUCGGAAUGAAAAGCAACCAGAGGAGCGAGAGUUUGAACUCCACCCUACACACCCACCUUGACUUUGGACUGACAAUGGUGGAUAUGGUUGUGCACUACGAGAAUAACAGUAGCCGUGUCCGGGAGGAAGAGGCCCGCCAGGACACCAUAGACUCUCAGACAGUACCGGUUGCAGUUACCAGGUACAAGGAUAUAGAGAUGUCUGCUGCCCGUAAAUUCACUGCUACAAACUUCUACCUCGUUCAAGGGGAGCUGAAAAAGAUUGGGGGCCUAGAGAUUGUAGAUCAACUUGGAUGUGCUGGUGGGUUAACAACCUUCGUUGUGUCAUGGAUGAAUAACCGUAAGUAUUUGUUUUCAGUGGAGUACAGACCUGAAAGCAAAGAGGAAACAAUAACGUGCAACUGCCGAAGGAUGUAUCGGAAAGGGCUACCUUGCAAGCACAUCUUGUUUGUUUUGCAUUUUGUGGGGUGCUCUGAAAUUCCGAACUGUUGUGUUCUCCGAAGGUUCUCGAAGGAUGCAAGGUAUGGUUUGCCCUCGAGACGCGAGAGUGAUUUGUACGGAUGGGGAUGGGAAGGGGUAGCUGAGCGGAGAAAGCAUAGCGAGCUUACCCAAAUUGGAGCAGAAGCUUUUGAUGCAGCAUUGCAUGACCCAGAAUCUUACAGCGAGCUUAUGAAAUGUAUGAAAGGCAUAAUACACAGGAGAAAAGGUGACCAGAACAGUCAUUCAACGGCUUACCAUGAGGACGCACAAAACAGAGGAGAUGCACCAGUAGUGGGUGAUCCUGAUAAAGCUGAGACCAAAGGAGCACCUAAACAAAACAAGAAGUACUAUAAGGACAAGGAUACGAAUCAACAGACGUCAAAACAUGGCAGGAUACUGUCACACGACGAGCGGAAGAAGGAGAGGUUGUGCACUGCUUGCAAUCAACCAGGUCAUAACAGAAACAACAAGAUGAAGUGCAGGCUACAUAAGGAGUGA
Molecule: messenger RNA, 1176 nt
Organism: Lolium perenne
Lineage: Eukaryota; Viridiplantae; Streptophyta; Magnoliopsida; Poales; Poaceae
Source: RefSeq, a predicted model, not a curated record